AUGGAGCUGUUCUACAUCUUGCUGUUCGGGGCGUUGUCACUGGUGGUGGCGACGCUGGAACUGAGCAAGAGCAGCAAGGAUCGCAUCACCACAUCCUCCGCCUUCAAUUCCUUCAAGAACAACUACCUCGUCGUAUACUCCCUCAUGAUGGGUAAGCGGCAGAUCUCUCUCUCUCUCUCUCUAUACCCCUCCGAUCUGCUUUCCAUUUCUACGGUGCGACCCAGAUCUCCAAACCAGAGAAUGAGGGGAACCCUGGUCGGGGAACUGGCCUCAGUUCAGACCAGAUCUGGAAUCUCUGGUCCCGACCAAGCAAGGGAAAUCCUGCUCGAAUGACAUCUUUGAACUUCAUGAGAGUGAAGAGUGACGGAUUUCGGCAUACUCGCACACCCAGUGCCCGUCUAAUCCCUUAAACCGGGCGAUGUCUUCUGCGUAAAUUCUUCGAUUGAACGCGAACCCUCUCCUGGCAAUGGGGUUUCGUGAAUCUGAAGGGACCUAAUGCUGCUUAUGUUCUUGGUUCUUCACAAGACUUGAUAAUUUCUCAGCUGAUUUCUUCACCUUCCUUCCAAAUGAAUCGGAUUCGACUUGUUCUUCGAUCACUAUUCUAAGUUUCUUCUUAUGUGGUGGUACAAACGCAUGGAGAAUGAGAUCUGGGACCUAUGUUUUCUGAAGGACUGCUUUCCUUUGGUCUGGAGAAAAAUAUAUAUAUUAUUGGAAUGGGUGAUCUCAGUAUAUCGAAAGCUUUUCUGCGCAAAGUCAGUUUUGGGAUUGCCGAGUGCUCAAAACAAGUCUUCGGAAACCUCCAACCCUAAAGUAAAGUUCAUUAUUCAUUUGAGCUCAACGCCUUAAUCUCUUCAAGUAAUCUGUUUUUAAGCUUUAAGACUUCCUGCAUGCCGCAAGAACAUCAAUGCCGCUUGAAAUCUGGCCUUUCGAGUUCAUCACGGUGUGGAGAGUUGUAGUUAUCAGGGACUAAUCAAGUAGAAUAAUAUUUUUUCUAGUUUAUGUUUGUUGCAUUUAACAUUGACUAAGGUGAGCAUUGAUACUGAUUUUUUCUUUCGGAUCACCCAGCGUCAGUGAAUGAAACGUUUUAGGGUUUAAGUGAAGCGUGAGAGAGAGGCAUCACAAUUUGGAAGAAAACGAGUGCAAUUCUUUUUCCUUCAUUUUUCCUAAACGUUGGCAGGGAUCAAAUAGUAAUGGAUCAUCAUUCUGAACUGAUUUUCAAAGGAUCCAUUUUUAAUUUUUUUUUGGUGAAGCAAAUUCCAUAUUUUAUAGGUCAUGUAAAUGAUACGGUAUACAAGAACAUCAAGCAAGGAGAUUUUUAUUAUUAUUAUUACAUUGCAAACUCACUGCUAUUUCAGAAAAAAAGGGGAAUUGUUCAAAUAAAAUGCGAAUAAACUUAUUUAUUACGGUGUUCUGUGUUUAACAUGAUAUCUCAUUUUCCAUAGAAUGAAAAUGGAGUCCAGAAAAUAAAAGAAAAUUGAAGAUUUUUGAAUUAAAAUGCUUCAAUGGGGCCAAAGUUUUAAAUUUUCUGCCAAUGGAUUGAAGAUUUGUGAUUCAUCAAUCUAGCCUGACAAUUAUUUCAUUCCCGGCAACAGCUGGGGAUUGGUUGCAGGGGCCCUACGUUUACUUCCUCUACAGCCAUUAUGGCUUCGACAAGGGGGACAUUGGGCGGCUCUUCAUCGCCGGUUUUGGAUCCUCCAUGCUCUUCGGCACCAUUGUGGGGUCCCUUGCGGACAAACAGUGAGUCCUCACAGUUUAAUUCCCUCCUGUGGCAUCGAGCCAGCUUAACUCGCCAUUAUUAUUUUUCUGAAUUCUCUUUCUGGUUGUGUUGUGCUGGAUGAAGGGGCCGGAAGCGGGCCUGCGUGACUUACUGCAUCACCUACAUCCUUAGCUGCAUCACCAAGCACUCCCCACAGUACAAGGUCCUGAUGGUGGGCCGCAUCCUGGGCGGGAUUGCCACGUCGCUCCUCUUCUCGGCCUUCGAGUCGUGGCUCGUUGCAGAGCACAACAAGGUCAGACCACCCAAAUUGGCAAUCUGGUGACGGGCUUGAUGCCAUCCUCCUCCUCUGGUCGUUCCUCUUCUGUUCUGAGGUCCACUUUGAUGGUUGCAGAGGGGGUUCGAAGCGCAGUGGCUGUCGCUGACCUUCUCCAAGGCCAUAUUCCUAGGGAACGGGCUCAUUGCGAUCCUGUCUGGGCUCUUCGCCAAUGCCCUAGCUGAUAACCUGGGCUUUGGCCCAGUCUCCCCCUUUGACGCUGCAGCGUGCUUCCUGGCGAUCGGCAUGGCGAUCAUCUUGUCGUCGUGGACAGAAAACUACGGCGACCCUUCGGAGAGCAAGGACCUGCUGACCCAGUUCAAGGGUGCCGCCACCGCCAUUGCCUCCGGUCAGUUCCCUCCCUUCCAUUCUACCUUUCAUCUCCUUGAUUGCAGGCCGAUUUCUAUACUAACCAAUUUGGGGUUUGAUCAGUUGAUUAUUAUUGCCCCUCUAUUCCUCUGAGUUGAUGCGGGAUCUCUUCUAUCUUCUAACUUUGCUGCGGCCGGUUGGGUGCUUGGUGGAUCAGAUGAAAAGAUUGCUCUGCUGGGCGCGAUCCAAUCGCUCUUCGAGGGAUCCAUGUACACGUUCGUGUUCCUGUGGACGCCGGCUCUGAGCCCGAACGAGGAGAGCAUCCCCCACGGCUUCAUCUUCGCCACAUUCAUGCUGUCGUCCAUGCUGGGGAGCUCCAUCGCCUCGCGACUGAUGACCCGGGCCUCCAUCAGAGUGGAGAGCUACAUGCAGAUCGUCUUCGUCAUCUCCGCCUUCACCCUCCUCCUCCCCAUCAUCACCAGCGUACGCGUGAAUCUCCACCCUCCGCCUCCAUGGAUUGGAUUGGAUUGGGUUUUUUCAGGUGGCACGAUGCUGUGGCUGAUGAGGCUUGAGACUUUCUCGUAGGACAGCUCCUCGUGUCGCCCUCUUCGGUUAAGGGGGGCAGCAUCUCCUUGUCGGGCUCCAUCCAGCUCUUCGGCUUCUGCGUCUUCGAGGCCUGCGUCGGCCUGUUCUGGCCAUCGAUCAUGAAGAUGAGGUCUCAGUACAUCCCCGAGGAGGCGAGGAGCACGAUCAUGAACUUCUUCCGGAUCCCUCUCAACAUCUUCGUCUGCAUCGUCCUCUACAAUGUGAGAAUCAUCUAACCCAUUAUCUGUCGCUCUUGGAGUCAAAUCAGAUCAUUGGUUGACCGUUGCUUCUUGUGGGACUACUAUCCAAGGUCAACGCGUUCCCGAUCACGGUCAUGUUCGGCAUGUGCUCCAUCUUCCUCUUCAUGGCAUCCAUCCUGCAAAGGCGGCUGAUGGUGGUCUCGGAGAUGCACAAGAGUGGGUGAUUCUACUGAGAGAUCUUGAGACAUCUGAUCUUUACUAUUAUGAUUAUGAUUAUGAUUGUUAUGAUUAUUAUUUUCAUUCAUACAGAGCCCGAAGAUUGGUCGGCCAUGAAGGAGGACCCGGACGAGGAGCCGCUCAACUAUGACCAAUGA
Spirodela intermedia is the source of this 3498-nucleotide messenger RNA. The record is from the annotation of a GenBank genome assembly. NCBI's taxonomy places the organism in Eukaryota, Viridiplantae, Streptophyta, Magnoliopsida, Alismatales, Araceae.